Molecule: messenger RNA, 5913 nt
Organism: Diabrotica balteata
Lineage: Eukaryota; Metazoa; Arthropoda; Insecta; Coleoptera; Chrysomelidae
Source: the annotation of a GenBank genome assembly
UAGGAGGUGUUCGGUAGUUGUUUUUAUUGUUGAACUAUGUAAGAUUAUUAAAAAAACAGUGAAAUAAUUUUCUUGUGCAUAGUGAAGUUAAUCCUCAACUAUCGUACGACUAUUUCAUAUUGAAAAUUAUAUAUCAUCAUUGGAAAUGAUUAGUUUCCUUAUACGUGAUUUUUAGUGUGUCAAUCAUGGCCGCCCGAAAAAAUUGACGAACAAUAUUAUGAAAUAUAUUAUUAUAAUGUAAAUCAUUGUAUUUUGAUAUACCAUUGAUUCGUUGUAAGUAAAAAUCGAUAUAAUAAUAAAAUGGCUGAACCAAAUUUUCCGAGAAUUCCAAACAUUAUGGUUUUCCGUCCUACCUGGGAGGAAUUUAAGGACUUUUCUAAAUAUAUUCAGCACAUGGAAUCAAAAAUGGCUCACAAGGCUGGAUUGGCAAAAGUUAUUCCUCCUCCAGAAUGGGUGCCCCGCAAGUCUGGAUACAAUGUUGAAGAUCUAAAUGUAACUAUUCCUGCCCCAAUUUGUCAAGUAGUCACUGGUAAACAAGGACUGUAUCAACAAAUUAAUAUUCAAAAGAAAUCAAUGACUGUAAAGCAGUACCAAGAGCUGGCUAAUUCAGAACGUUAUGCUACUCCAAGACAUUUUGAUUACGAGGAUUUGGAAAGAAAAUAUUGGAAAAAUAUUACUUAUGUUGCUCCUAUCUAUGGUGCUGAUGUUUCUGGUAGUCUGACUGAUGAUAAUGUUAAUGAGUGGAAUAUAAACAGAUUGGGUACCAUACUGGAUUAUGUUAAUGAAGAUUAUGGCAUUUCAAUUGAAGGCGUUAACACUGCUUACUUGUAUUUUGGUAUGUGGAAAACUACAUUUGCCUGGCAUACUGAAGAUAUGGAUCUCUACUCGAUAAAUUAUCUACAUUUUGGAGCACCAAAGACUUGGUAUUCCAUUCCACCAGAACAUGGCAGAAGAUUAGAAAGACUUGCAAAUGGAUUUUUCCCAAGUUCCUACAAGACCUGUCAGGCUUUUUUGCGGCACAAAAUGACAUUGAUCUCUCCCCAAAUUUUAAAGCAGUAUUCAAUUCCUUACAACAAGAUAACCCAAGAGGCUGGUGAGAUCAUGAUAACUUUUCCCUAUGGUUAUCAUGCAGGAUUUAACCAUGGUUUCAAUUGCGCCGAAUCUACCAAUUUUGCACAAGAACGUUGGAUAGAAUAUGGAAAGCGUGCUUCACAGUGUACUUGCAGUAAGGAUAUGGUCAAAAUUUCUAUGGAUACAUUUGUUAAACGAUUUCAGCCACACAGAUAUGAGAUGUGGCUAAAAGGUGAAGACAUUGGUCCUCAUCCAGAGGAACCCGAUAAGAAAGUGGCUGCACCACUGCCUCUUCCUCAGGACAUUCUGUGUAAUAAGAAUAAUCCCUCUUUGCCGCAGACUUACCUAGAGAAUCAGAAAGGAAGCUCGAAGAAGGGAAGAAUGAUGUCCACUUUUAAUCCUAUGGCUGAAUUCCCGCCAGCCCUGCAAUUGGAAUUGAUGGAAGAAGAUAACAUGGGAUUUGCAGGCGAUGAACUACCACCUGACGAGCAGCAGUUGGAGGUUCUGGAGGAUAUUUGGCUGAAAGCUGGUGAAAUAGAAGCAGAAGACGCAUCAGUAUGCGAUGCCGGUUAUAACGUUAAGAAGGGACGUCGGUUCCAGAAGAAAGUUCGUCGUGGUAGGAAGAAGUUAGAAGAUCCCUCCUGGCAGCCAGUGAAGAAAGAGGAUGAUAUAACAAGCAGUGAACUUACGGGAUUGUUUGCACCCUGCGACAGCAAGGAUAAAAAGGUUUGUGGCAAAAUUGUGAAACCCAUCAAGGAUCAAAUGGAUACUUCGGAGUUAGUAAAGACUCUUCUACAACAAGAAACUGAAUUGCUGAUGAAUCAAAGGAAGAAACACAAGCACAAAGAUAAAGAAAGGAAGGACAAGGAUCAUCAGCACAAGAAACAUAAAAAACAUAAACAUGAAGUUCAGCCAGGAACUACUACUAUUACUGGUGAUCCUAUUAUACAACCGUUAGUGAAAUUUGAAGAGCACAAAGCAGAUACACAGGAAUCUACAUUUGGAGAGGCAAUGGGUAAUUCUGAAGAUAGACAAAAAACUGGUAAAAAUAUCGAAGAUAUUAUUCGUGAGGCAGCUGAAGAACAUGCAAACAACCUUCUUAAAGAAACUCCUAUUCAAAUUCCACUACAGUCUAUUCAAACUCCACCACAGCCCAUUCAAACUCAACCACAGUCCAUUCAAAUACCACCACAGUCCAUUCAAAUACCACCACAGUCCAUUCAAAUACCACCACAGUCAAUUCAAACACCAGCACAGUUCAUUCAAACACCAGCACAGUCCAUUCAAACACCACAGCCAGUAGCUUCGAGCUCACAAACUCAUGAACCUAGUGCAGAAGUCAUCACGAAUAGCCCUCCAACUUCCAGUUUCAAGAAGGACUUCCUGAAAACUUAUAGGAAACCUAAACAGGUGCCAAUGGUUCUACCUACUAAGAUAGAAACUAUAAAAACAUCAAAAGGCGUUAUAACUGUUGUAGAACCGGAGCCUUUAAUUGCUAAACCAAUACCAAAGAAUGUAGCGACUUACGUGACGGCUUCAGAACCCAAACCAGUUGCUGCCAAACCGGCGUUUGCCCCUAAUAAGUUUGAAGUCGCUUUCUUAGAUUUUUUGAAAAAGCAGAGUGUUCCAGAGCCGAACAAACCUAAGAAAACUAUUAACAGAACACCUAAAAAUAGUUCUAAUAAAAGUGCAAAAGUGGACGAUAAACCAUUACCUACAAAUAUUUCAAAGACAAUAUCGUCACUUCCAAAAGACAUUAGGAUAAUUCCGAAAAAUGGACAUGCGACAGCUUCAAGCAAACUAAAUACAAAUACAGCCCAGAAUAUUUCAACUGCGCAGGUUUCUACACUUGAAAGUCAGCAACCUUUAGUCAGUGCACCAAAACCAUUAGUGGUAGAGGCACAGCAAGUUGCUACUACCAAACAAGUUUCCGUAACUAAUAGUAACCAAGUUUUAUUAGCUUCGCUACAACAAAAUUUUUCACAAGAGACAAUUCAACCAAACACCAGGGUUCAAGAACCUUCACCACGACCGAAUGUUCAAUGUACAAUAACAAACACUCAACAGAACAAUUCCUGGACUAGCGUUUCGCUAAAUGGAACACAACAGAAGAAAUCCACGGACCAACUUGUGCCAGUUCGGCAGGUAAAUGACCAAAACAACCAGUCAACAUCACAACCGCCCCAAUUAACGUCACAUACGCCUCAAGCAACGUCACACGCGCCUCAAGCAACGUCACACGCGCCUCAAGUAACGACACAUACAUCUCAGCUGCUGGGGACUAUACAACAAAUACUAGUAAGUCGAUCUCAGUCAGCAGAAGCUUCUGGACGCGUCGUAAUUAAUCAUAUCGAACCGUUGAAGACAAUUCCAGUGACUACUGAGGUAGCAUCAGUGAAAAAUAUUCUUUUAAAUCGCCUCGUCAAUACUGAAGUUACUCCCGUUAUAAUUCAAGUCGCUCAAGUUCCGCAAACUGCGGCAGUACCUGCGAUGGUGUCGACAAAUUUUAUUCCCGCAGCACCUAUAGAGCCAACCAGUCAAUCUUUAGUACUGCAGUCGGACAUCUCAGGUUCUGAGGUUGUUUUGCAGCCCAUGCACAACAUGGAGAUCCCUACCGACACCACUAUAAUGAAGAUGCCAGAGUUGACAGUUCCAGGACCGGAACCAUACACCGAAUACGAGGAUAUGCCGAAGUUGGGAUCGCCAGCUGUUGCCACUAAAGUUAACCUUACCGAAAUCGACAGGCGACAAGAAGCCGUUAAGGGUUUACUAGAUAUGUACUCUGUGAGUAUAGAAAAGACUGCAGCCCCAGUAAUAGAAAAAGAGAGUAUUCCUACCAAAAAGUACAAACCAAAUAACAUUUGGAUGAAUCACAACUACUAUACCACGUAUAGCUGUACACAGACUAUUUAUGAUAACGAAGACCGGUUUUAUCCGAUGACGGAUGCUCCGAUACCAGUCGCUAGUAAUAGUAAAGUGAUAGUCGAGGCGCUUCCGCCUCUUAAUGAUAUUAUCGAGACGUCUUUGAGUGAGGAAUGUGGAACUACAGAUGAAGAUAAAAGUACAAAAUUGGGUGAUGGAUAUGUUAAGAAUAGAGUUAGUUCAUCUUCUGUAGAUUCUAUAAACAAUUUAAAUUCUUUUUUAUACGAAAGUAAAGAUAAAAAUAAAUCAGCGAAGGAGAGCAAUAAAGACAAAGAUUGUUCUGCAGUUGAAGGUAGUCCGAACUGUCCAAAAAAUGGAGAAAAAAUCGGGGAAACCGCAAAUAACGUAACUGCAGAAAUAGAGGAAAAAAAUAGUGAGCAAAACGUUGAGAGCACAACCGAUCCCCAGUCAGAUUGUAUUACUAAGAAAAGAAACAUAUUGUGUCAUUCCAGUGACAAUAAAAACGAACCAGAUGAUAUAAGUGACGCAGUGGCCGAUCUCGACAAAAAAACUACAGCUACUGACGUUACGACCUUUAUAGACUACAGUGAAGAAAUCAAAGAAAACGUUAUUAAAUCUAAAGAUAGUGCAAUUGAAAAAUUUAAGAACCAGGCAAAGCAGUCGUUCAAAAAAAGGAGACCUAACUUAAAAAAGAUUGUUCGAAUGUUCCAAAAUAACAAACGAACGGGGAUGAGGAAGCGGCAGGCCAAACGUAAACCGAGCACGUACCUGUCGAAGAUAAUGUUCGGCGUGAAAAAGAAGAGGAAACCCAAGAAGAACGAGCAGACGCAAUUUACGAUCGUAAGAAAUAUGUGCGGUAGCCUCAAGAAAAAAUUCAAAUUGGUUCCAUCCAAGAAGACACAGUUGAACAACGAAGGGCCGAGGGAACACCUCGACGACCAAAAAGCGAUGUUGACUCCUCGCGAGUGCUACGUGGAGGCUAAGGAUAUUUUUAGUGAUUUAAGUGUGGACAUUCAGCAUUACUUACAAUCCGGAUUGACGCUGUUCAAUGCUAGUUCUAUUCCGGUGGACGAAUGUGCAAGUUCGGCGUGCAGUAUACAGGCAAAUUUGAAGGGAGUGACAGGCAAUAAUGCAAGCAGAGAGAUGAAGUCUUUCAAAGAGGGAGAAAUAGUCUGGGCAAGACACAGAAACGGAAGAUACUACAAUGCCAAGGUUUUAGAGGCCAAAACGGAAACACGCCUUUGUGUCUUCUUUCCGAUAGACCAGAGUUUUUCCAAAGACAUCAGGCUGAGCGACGUCGUUGGAUUCGAAACAAUGACUUCUCCUAAGUUAGGCGAACGAAUACAGAUCCGUUGGGUGGACGGCAAAUCGUACGAUGCUGAUUAUUUGGGCAGAUUCGAAAAUACCACGUUUACGGUAUUAUUUGAAGAUGAAUCGAAAAGUUAUCUUCCACAAGAUUGUAUGUUUGGUUUAAGAGAACAAAAUGUCCCAAAGCGAAUACGAUCGAAAAUGUCUUACGCCAGCGCUAUGAGCCACCGAGAACAUCUGUACGAUUUAGAGCGACAAUUGCCGGAAAAAAGGCCCGUUAAACGGAAAGUAUUUAUUAAAGAAAAUUAGUUUUAGGAAUAAAGUAAAAAAAUUAAAAUUUUGUUUUGAAGACUGAAAUUCAACAUUAAAUAAAUACACUUUUUACAUACUUUUUCCGAAUCGUGGUGAAAGAGCUCUUAGAUAAAAAUAGUAGGUACAUUCUCAUUAAAGUUCUAGUUCUUUUAUAAUUAUGAUUUUAUUUAAUCGAUUUUAUUAUAAUAAUUGUCUUCAUGUAAGUGUGUGUGAUAAGAUAUUUAUUUUAUUUCGAAAUGUAAAUAUAUAAGAGAUUGUUCUUAGUUUAUCUUCAGUUUCUUGUAAAAAAUAAAUAAUUGUAUCAUAGUCUUGUCGGAAGUAUUAAACUGUUCUCACCGC